AUGGGUAACUACUCACUACACAUGAAUCUCGAUCGAGUUGAAGCUUGGCCGGUCGAGUUGAGGAACUCGACCGGUUGGUCGAGUAGACGGUCGAGCUGGUCUUCAAGAUGGCUUCUCCCUUCUUCCUUUGCGUAUCCAGUUGAGCUGCUUCCAUGUGCCAAGUCCCUCCAUGCUCCUUGUCCCAUAUGCUCCAGAAUGCUCCAAAAGACCUAUUUCAAAGGACCAAACAUGCAUAUAGUAUGCUCAAGCAGUUACACUAGAAGUGGGCGGCAAUUUCCAAGCAGGAGUAGCCCACCCCAAAUCGCUGUGGACAUCGAUGACGAGGAAGGGGAGGAUUUGGUCGAGUAUGCUGACAUUCCGGCACCGAACUCGAUCGAGCUGGAACAAAACCCUGAACCAGAGCUCGAUCGAGCUGAAGAAACCGAGACUCAGAAGACAAACCAGAGCUCGAUCGAGCCGAGAAGAGAACGGACAAAGCAAGCUCCAGCCAACCAGCUAAACCUGUUGCAAGAAGAAAGACACUCCAUCAGGACCACCACCAUACAAACCCCCUCUACCCUUUCCAGGAAGUUGCCUUUCAUCGACGCCUUGAUGCUCAUUCCACCUUAUCAGAAAUUCCUGAAGGAUGCUGUUCAGCAAAGAACCAGGGAAGCGCAAGGAAUGGUAGUGUUGACUCGUGAGUGCAGUGCAAUCAUUCAGCGGAAGGUCAUCUCCGACAAAAAGGAAGAUCCGGGGAGUUUCACUUUGCCCUGCAUGUUGGGACCCUAUCUUUCAAAAACAGCCUCUGCGACCUAG
This is a messenger RNA of Microthlaspi erraticum, 795 nucleotides long. The record is from the annotation of a GenBank genome assembly. Lineage: Eukaryota; Viridiplantae; Streptophyta; Magnoliopsida; Brassicales; Brassicaceae.